Messenger RNA from Ylistrum balloti, 1113 nucleotides. Its product is annotated as RE1-silencing transcription factor-like. Bases 39 to 695 code for a protein of 218 amino acids. NCBI's taxonomy places the organism in Eukaryota, Metazoa, Mollusca, Bivalvia, Pectinida, Pectinidae. The transcript has 2 exons. The record is from RefSeq and is a predicted model, not a curated record.
UCCAGACAGUACGCAGAACAGCUCUAGACAACAGUGAAAUGGGAAAGAACAGGACAAUACCAAAGAAGGUGGGCAAUCGAUGUCCGAUGUGUGCAGCGAGAUUCGAAGAUAAGGAUGUUUGGUCGAAGCAUCUUGUAGACUGUGGCAACAGACAAAUGAUAUUGAAGAAGUUUGAGUGCCCUGGCUGUGAUUAUGCUGCCGUGAAAAAGUGUGAUUUAGACAGACAUCAAAAACGGUCUGGACAUAGUGAACCUCAAGGAACGUCAGACAGUGAGGAAGACUGGGAGGAACACGACCAGGGUUACAUUCUCAGCCCCCAGUCUGUGAAACAAGAACCGGAAUGGAGUGUCACAUUCAGUCAAGAAGAAGUUGAUUUGAACGAGGACAUAAUUGGUAGCAGUAAUAGCGCGGUGCCUUGCUCGACAUCAGAGGCGCUCGAUUCAACGAUAAAUAGCAGUCAUGAUACAACUAGCAGGAAACGGACGUCUUCGACGUUACCUAUAGCAACUAAAGCAAAAAUAGCUAAAACAAGCGGCGACAUGACCACGACUGAGAGAAAUGGGAUUACUUUAGUGGAUGCUGUUACACAGACGGAGGCACCGAUCAAAAGUAAGAUGAGGCGGAAGACUGUUACUUAUCACGAGGGAGCUAAAACCAUUGAGGAGAUUGUUGAGGAACACUGGACGGAAUAUUAGCAUCGUGAAAUAGGUGGGAAAUAUUCCCAGUAAUACCCGACAGAAAUCUAUAGCAAUUAUAUUACUCUAAAAACUAUGGAUUUUGCUUCAGAUGAAUGAAUGAAUGUUUUUUGACACGUGAUAUUGAAUCAUAGUGGCUUUCCGUGAUAUAGAAUUGGAAUUUCAUUUUUUGCAUUUUUUUUUCAAUUAUUCAAUAUCGAUACAGAUAUUUGAUAUCUUCUUAAGGAAAAGUAAACAUAUUUUCAUCGGUACUGCUAUUUGACCAUUUGUUAUAUAUUGCUCGAGGCCGGUGAUAUAUUGCUGACGUCUUGAAAUCAACGUUCUGUAAUAAUUUUCAUCUAUGAUGUCACAUGACAAUGUACCGUACAUUAUAACUUUUUCGUGAAAACAUGCCUUGCUGAUUCCAGAGAAGAACAAA